GCUGUUCUUUGAGCGGAGAAGAUCUGAACAGACAGUGGUCAGAGCCAACUCCUGACCUCCAGCCAACUAUUUAUCACACAAAGGGACUCCUGAGCUACAUGAAGAGCAUUGGAAAAACCCCGCUGGUUUACUGUGACUACCAUGGACAUUCAAGGAAGAAGAAUUCAUUCAUGUAUGGAUGCAGUGUGAAGGAGACUCUGUGGCAAUCUGAGUCCAGUAUUGACACAGCAACUCUGAAGGAAGACAUUGGCUAUCGAGCCAUUCCCAGAAUUCUGGAGAAGAUUUGCCCGACGUUCGCCAUCAAUCGUUGCUGUUUCUUGGUGCAGAAAUCACGGGAAUCCACGGCUCGGGUGGUGGUGUGGAGAGAAAUCGGCGUUCUCCGCAGUUACACCAUGGAGAGCACCUACUGCGGCUGUGAUCAGGGCCGGUACAAUGGUCUGCAAAUCGGAACCAGGGAGCUGGAGGAGAUGGGAGGCAAGUUCUGCACGGCACUGCUGAAGUUGUCACCCAACAUGCCGCUGACGUGCCAGGAUGCUGCCCACCUCAACCUGGAUAGCGAGCUGAACAAUGACAAGAACUUCUCACGCAAUGACGUGAGUGUGGAUGACGAGCCUCCAUGCCCAGAAGACAUUGAUUAUUUCACGGACAAUGGCACCGAGGAUGAAGAUGAUGCGAUUGAUCUCCGGCCUGAGGUCACCAACUGCUGAGGGUGAACUCCACUGAGAUGUGGUGCACAUUAUAGAUGCAACCAAUGAUGCCCCACUCUGAAUGAAGGGUCAAGGCCGUGCCAUAUGCCAGCGACACCAAAUGUGUGGAGAGUGGGGACUGAGCAAAAGGCUGCUGAAUGCCGUUUGUACCUUUCACCUUCGAGGUGAACUGAACAUUAUCUACAGUGACUGCAUCACCCAUGGAUCUUGCUCAGUGUUUCAUUAUCCUUAAAUAUCUAAUUACAUUGCAGUAUCCUGCUUGCCCUCAUACCUCGCUGAAAGUAGUCCUAGGACAUCCGUAGUGGAUCACUGAACCUGCAUUGCUGGAGGACCUCCCUCCAGAUGUGUCAGAGAGUGGAUCUUGGCAUGGAUGCACCCAUCACGUCUCCCCGCAACCACCAAGUCUUUGCCAGCUUAGCUUCCGUAGAUCCAUGAAUCUAAAUCACGCCAAUAUAGCCAUAGAGUGAUGGAGUACAGACACAGGCCCUUUGGUCAAGCGAGUCUGUGGCGACAGGUUCUUGGCCAAAGAUAUUCCAAGAGGAGCUCAUAGUCCCUUGACCACAACUGCUGUGGCCAAGUACCCUGGUGCAUCCAUAGUGUGGGGCCGUGCUGAAUGCUAAAUACUCUGGCCAUUCACUGGACAUUGGUCAACAAAUCAGAGACACAAGAAAGAUUACAGAUGCUGGAAUUUGGAACAACACACAGGCUGCUGGUCAGGCAGUGUCUGUGGAGGCAAAGGGAUGGUCAGCAUUAUGGGUUUCUUCAGUAAAUAAUCCAUUUUUUUCCUCCACAUGGCUGAAAGUCGUGUAGCACGAUGUUUGCAGCUUUCCGGGUAGUUAUUAGAGUCUGUGAGCUUGGUGCUAGCCAAUGCCUGGUUAUAGCAUUUCAUUAGGUCCUUUCAGAGGGGUUUAAGAAGGAACUGCAGAUGAUGGAAAAUCGAAGGUAGACAAAAAUGCUGGAGAAACUCAGCAGGUGCAGCAGCAUCUAUGGAGCUCCAUAGUCAAGUCAAGUCACAUUUAUUUAUAUAGCACAUUUAAAAACAACUCUCGUUGGCCAAAGUGCUUUACAUUUGUUAUAAGAAUAGUAUAAACAAACAAACUACAUACAUAUAUACAUAUAGCCCUCGCUCAGUGGAUGUCAGGAAAGGCUUGGGAUUACAGAUAAGUUUUUAGCCUUGACUUAAAGUAGUCGAUGGAGGGGGUAGUUCUGAUAGGAAAAGGGAUGCUGUUCCACAGUCUAGGAGCUGCAACUGUAAGGGCACGGUCGCCCCUAAGCUUAUGCCUAGACUGCAGGAUAUUCAGCGGCCCCAAAUCGGCCGAUCUGAGGGACCUGGAGGUGGAGUGGUGGGUGAGAAGACUUUUAAUGUAGGAGGGGUCAAGCCCAUUGAGGGCUUUGUAGACAUAGAGGAGGGUCUUGAAAUGUAUGCGGAACUGCACAGGGAGCCAGUUGAGAGAGGCCAGGAUCGGGGUGAUGUGGUCCCUUUUUCGGGUGCCCGUCAGGAGUCUCGCAGCGGCGUUUUGGACCAGUUGCAGGCGGGACAGGGAAGAUUGGCUGAUUAAAGGGAGUUGGAGUAAUCUAGGCGGGAGGAGAUGAAUGUGUGGAUGAUCUUUUCCAGGUCAUCAAACUGGAGGAAUUGUUUUAUUUUAGCUAUCGUCCGAAGCUGAAAGAAGUGAGCUUUUACCACGGCAUUGACUUGUUUGUCAAAUUUCAGUGCUGAGUCAAAUAUCACACCGAGGUUUUUGACGUGAGGUUUGAGUAGUGGGGUAAGGCUUCCAAGGCUGCCUGCUAUCAUUUUGAUUGAGUCCGAGGGUCCGAGAAGGAUGACCUCAGACUUACUCUCAUUUAGUUGGAGGAAGUUCUGGGCCAUCCAGCACUUUAUAUCCUCGAGGCAGCGGGUAAGGUUAAACAGAUUUGAUUGGUUUUUGGGCUUCAGGGGGAGAUAGAGUUGUGUAUCGUCUGUGUAGCAAUGGAAAGAAAUGCCGUGCCUUUCAAUGGCUUGGCCUAAGGGGAGCAUAUACAGGGAGAAGAGAAUGGGGCCAAGGAUGGAACCUUGUGGAACCCCACAGCAGAGAUUAUCUGGGGAGGAGAAAGAGUUGCCUAUGUUAGUCGAGAAACUCCUACCUUUGAGAUAGGAGAUGAACCAGCUCAGGGCAGUGCCAUCAAUAACACCCCCGUACCGGAGACGGUCAAUUAGGAUGGUGUGGUCGAUAGUAUCAAAUGCUGCGCUGAGGUCAAGAAGGAGCAGGAUUGCAGUUGCCGGAGUCAACGGUGAGCAGUAGGUUAUUGUGUAACUUCAACAAGGCAGACUCUGUGCUAUGGUGAGCCCUGAAACCUGAUUGGAAAGUUUCCAAGAUAGUGUUUUGGUGAAGGUAAGGCAUAAGUUGACAAAAUUACCUUUUCAAGGGCUUUUGAGAGGAAAGGCAGUUUAGAAAUGGAUCUGUAGUUGCUUGGCAAGGUGGGGUCGAGGUUUCAGGAGUGGCUUAACCACCGCAUGCUUGAAGCAGGUCGGUACAGUACCAGUGGCCAGAGAGCUGUUGAAGAUGGUGAGGAUGCUGUGACCGGCUGUUGUAAUGACGUCCUUUAGGAGGGCAGAUGGGACAGUGUCGAGGGGGCAGGUAGUAGGUUUCAUGGUGGUGCUGCACCCGCUGAGUUUCUCCAGCAUUUUUGUCUACCUUUCAGAGCAGACCUUGAGGAUACUAUUAUCAGAUUGAUGAAACCUAGCCCAUUCAUCUCUGAUCUAAUUGUGCCCUUGUUCUUACAGACCAUCAUCUGUGGAAACAUCAUUGAAUUUGAAAUAGUUCCUUCAAUAAAUGUUAGUGACUGACUGUUUCACAUAAUACUUCAUCAUAUGUGUCUGGCCUCAUCCUGAAGUUUAGUUUAGUUUAGUUUAGAGACAUAGUGCGGAAACAGGCCCUUCGGCCCACUGAGUCCACACCAACCAGCGACCCCCGCACACUAACACUAUCACACACACUAGGGACAAUUUACAAUUAACGUAAUCUACAAACCUGUCUGUCUUUGGAGUGUGGGAAGAAACUGGAGCAUUUGGUGAAAACCCAUGCAGGUCACAGGGAGAACGUACAAACUCCUUAUAGACAGCACCCAGUGUCAGGAUGAAACCCGUGUUUCCGCCGCUGUUAAGCAGCAACUCUCCCACUGCGUCACCGUGCCACACAUGUUGAACGUCUUGAGCUGAGGUUCUACCUAUUGAAAAUGGGGCCAGAAAAUGGGGCCAGAAAAUGGGGCCAGAUGGAUCUGAAUGAUGGAUGGGUCUGAUGAAGGGUCUUGACCCAAAACGUCCUACACAAUGCACUUCCAUUGAUAAAAUGCAGGAAGAUCUACUAUAAAAGCUGCACUUCUGUUUCUGAACACCAUGAUCUCUGCUCAUAGAAACAAAAUGCUGACGGGGCAGGCAGCAUCUCUGGAGAAAAGGAAUGGGUGACGUUUCGGGUCAAGAUCCUUUGUCUGAAGAAGGGUCUCGACCCAAAAUGUCACCCAUUCCUUCUCUCCAGAGAUGCUGCCUGUCCCGUGAGCUACUCCAGCAUUUUGUGAGUAUCUUUGGUGUAAAGCAGCAUCUGCAGUUCCUUCCCACACAUGAUCUCUGCUCACCAGCACCCAUACGUUUCCUUGACUGUAGAAAGUCUGUAGUGUUCUGUACUGUGUCUGUUAGCAAUUGAUGCAGAAACCAUGUCAAGUUUGCAAUGGGUAGCUUGUUGAGGGUAAACUGAAUGAGUAAUCAUUUGCUUGCCAUGAGGCUCAACACUAACAUGAAGAAUAGUUAGUUUAAAGAAAAGUACAGAAAGUGCUGGAGUACCUCAGCGGGUCAGACAGCAUCCCUGGUUAGAUCUGUCAGGUGUGUCUGCCUGCCCUGCAUGUCACAGUGCCCACACCCUCCUCACAAUCGAACUGCUCCCCAUGCUCCACAUCACCUUGUUUACAGUGUUUCCACAACCUGGCACUCCAGCUUUACCCUGUCACAGGCAUUCCCUACCCUCCAUUCUUGCUAAACUUUAACAAGCUUCUCCUUCAAAUGUCUUAAUCCUGAAAGUUUAGCCUAGUUUCUCUCCCCAUGGAUGCAGCCUGACCUGCUGAGUAUUUCAACAUCAAUCUUUUCAUCUCUAGAUUUCCAGUGUCUGCAGUUGUUUUGCAUUUAAUUUGCUCAUUGGGUUAAACGCUCAUGGCCUCUAUCUGCUACUCCUUCAGUUUCUGUGCCAACUCCAUGAAUCUAUCUGACUCUCUUAAUUAUAUUAUAAUACUUUUAAAGUGCUUGUACCAUCUUUACGUUUCACCGAACACGUUCUGACCUUGGAGUACACUACUUUCAAUCCUUUGGAAUCCAAAUAACAGUCAAGAAGUCAACUACGUUUCUGCCUAUAAACCAGAAGCUCUGAGACAAAUUUUGAGUAAACACUUUAUUGAAAACCUUCGAUGUGGGCUACGACUGUUCAACUCUCUUUAUCUAGUCCUGAUUUCUUCAAAAAUCUGUCAUGUACUUUUUAGCAAAUUUGUGCCACGCUCCCUGUUUCCUAAAUACUUCCUUAUUCUCUCUUAAAUUAUAAAAUAAACGAGUUUGACAAAAACAAA
This is a messenger RNA of Leucoraja erinaceus (little skate), 5291 nucleotides long. RefSeq names its product cytosolic carboxypeptidase 1-like. The record is from RefSeq and is a predicted model, not a curated record. NCBI's taxonomy places the organism in Eukaryota, Metazoa, Chordata, Chondrichthyes, Rajiformes, Rajidae. The transcript is spliced from 5 exons. Gene Ontology annotation, biological process: protein side chain deglutamylation; C-terminal protein deglutamylation. The coding region runs from base 99 to 707 and encodes 202 amino acids.